Kockovaella imperatae is the source of this 1694-nucleotide messenger RNA. RefSeq names its product ATP-NAD kinase-like domain-containing protein. The record is from RefSeq and is a predicted model, not a curated record. The coding region runs from base 70 to 1263 and encodes 397 amino acids. Gene Ontology annotation, molecular function: NAD+ kinase activity. Lineage: Eukaryota; Fungi; Basidiomycota; Tremellomycetes; Tremellales; Cuniculitremaceae. The transcript is spliced from 9 exons. Gene Ontology annotation, biological process: NAD+ metabolic process; NADP+ biosynthetic process.
ACUAAUUGAAGGAUGUAACGAUUGAAUCAAUCAGUCUGACAGUUUAGACGGUGACCCUGAGCUUGCACCAUGAUGCUCAUCACUCGAGGCUCCACCGCUAGAGCCCUCUCACGAUCCAUCCACCAGACAAAGCAUGUCCGCAGCAUCCAUAUGCUGAAAGACAUACCGAGGCCGUCGUCUGAGGACUUACAGUCACGGCCCAGAUUAUUGCUCUCGUCUUCUCCGUCGUCCCAGGCUGAAUCCUCGUCCAUGGCUCAAAGGCGAUUUUAUCCAUCGCACCAGCUAUCUAAAUGGAGCGUUGAUCCUCGGACUAUCCUGCUCAUUCAGAAACCUCGUGACGAGCGCACAGCUGUUGCCAUGGGAGACUUACUGAGGUUCCUCACCUCGGCCUUUCCGCACCUGCGGAUCAUUGUCGAACCACAUACAGCUCAAGAUCACCCUGAGUUUGAGGAUCUCAUCAUCACCGCAGAAAGCGAUACGGCCCUUCUUCCACUCCAUACCGACCUUGUCAUUACGCUCGGUGGUGACGGUACGAUACUGCAUACGAGUAACCUGUUCGGCGACGGUGCUUGUCCACCUGUGAUCAGCUUUUCAAUGGGUAGUCUGGGGUUUUUACUGCCAUUUCACAUCAACGACAUGGAGACGGUACUUCAAAACGCCUUGAGUGGUCCUGUAUCUGUUCUUCAACGCAUGAGGCUGUCAUGUACUCCUCUUGACGCUUCUGGCGAGAUUCUCAAGUGUUCCAUGAGAGUCGGCGAGUCAGGUUGGCAAGUCAUGAACGAAGUGGCUAUCCAUCGAGGUCGACAUCCUCAUCUCAACGUGGUAGAUGCGUAUUUCGAUGGGGAGCAUUUGACAGAGGCCGUAGCUGAUGGAAUCCUAUUGUCUACUCCGACUGGCUCUACAGCCUAUUCUCUUUCUGCUGGAGGACCUAUCUCCCACCCCGAUACCGAUGCGUUCCUCCUGACGCCUAUCGCACCGCGAAGUCUAAGCUUUAGGACCGUGAUCCUUCCCGGAAGAGGCGUGGUUCAACUCAAGAUAUCGCCUCUUGCUCGAUCCCCCGCUGAGCUCUCCUUUGAUGGACGAGAGGUCUGCUUGUUGAACCCCGACGAAUCGGUCAUCAUCACAAAGUCACCUUUCCCCAUACCGUGCAUCGAGCGAGGGGACGGGGGCGCAGCUUCAGGCUGGGUGAAGGAUAUCAACUCCCUGCUUCAGUUCAAUACUGGAUUCCGAAACAAAAGUGUGAUGGGGCAUGGCAUCUCAUAAGUCUCCAUCGGUCCCUACCCACGCGAUGGCCCUGCCCCACCUUUCACGCUUAUACGCCUCCCCGCAUGGAAGGAUGCCCUGAGCCCAUCAUCCGUCGGCUGUGACCGAUACCUCGGAUCAGAAGUGGCGCGGAUCUGAGACCGAGAUGUGGGGAUCGUCGAGGAGAAUAGACACUCUCAUGGAGGAGAGGGGAUCUAUGCGACAGAAGCGGGCCAGAGUGCACCUUUUGCAGCCGCUGCCUCUGGGAAGUGGCAGUGCAUCAGCAGGGUGAUAAGAUACGCUCUCUUCUUGCCUCCCAUCUACAAGGCAUGGACGAGUGGAUGGAUGGCCGAUUCUUUUUCGGGAUUGGAAAAAUCGCCAAAAUAUUUUUUUUUUCCUUUGGAUGAGCCGGCCGGUGACUCACUCCACUCAUUCAUUCACUCACUGGACCU